Molecule: messenger RNA, 2747 nt
Organism: Otolemur garnettii (small-eared galago)
Lineage: Eukaryota; Metazoa; Chordata; Mammalia; Primates; Galagidae
Gene: SMIM10L1
Product: small integral membrane protein 10 like 1
Exons: 1
Coding region: 237-443 (68 amino acids)
Source: RefSeq, a predicted model, not a curated record
CCGGCUCUACCACUGGUUAAGCAAUGGUAAAUACCACUAUGAGAGGCGGACAGGAAGGGGAGGAGCGCCAGAGGCGGCUGGGGCCGCUCGCCGCACUGCAAGAAGCGACAGCAGCGGGAGGCGCAGGUGUGAGCCCGGAGGUGGCUUUGGCCCUGGUCCUGGCGGUCACUUAGGGGUUCGCGGGGCCUGCGGUGACCCCCGGCUCCAGACGGUGGGCGGCCAGCGACAAAGGGCCCAUGGCCUCAGCUGCGGCUCCGUCUUCCCUGGCCGUCAGGGCCCCGAACCCGGUCGCGACCCCCACCUCGUACGGGGUCUUCUGCAAGGGGCUCUCCCGCACCCUGCUCGCCUUCUUCGAGCUGGCCUGGCAGCUGCGCAUGAACUUCCCGUACUUCUACGUCGCGGGCUCAGUGAUCCUCAACAUCCGCCUGCAGGUACACUUUUAGAGCCGUGACUAAGCUGCCGGUCUCCGGGACCGGCGCGAUGACCGAUUCCCAGGGGGGCCCGCGCCGUAACGGAGCUGCAGGCGAAGGACCCCGUAGUCUCGCGAGAGUGCCCGGGCGCCUUCCGCGGCUGCGCUCUGCGUUCCCAGCCGAGCUCAGUGGAGGGUGGCGGAAAGGCUGCAUCUACCGGAAAGGGGAAAUGCGCGGUUCCGGGAGCGGAGGACUUGGUCAGGACCCCCCGAAGGUGUAAGAAACAGACUCCGGACGAAUUUCAGGAAGCGAUAAAGAGUACAGGAUGCAUUAUCUAAAACGAAAUGCCGGGAAGGCCAAAUAUUUUCAGGAAGAAAAUCAAACUUUCGUAAUACUGGAUUGAAUGAUAAGCAAGACUUGAAUAAGAAGCCGAAGAUGUGGAGGAUGUGAUAUGGAAGGCGUAUAUUUUAUCAUCCCACAAGAAAAACUUUCAGUGAAAAACCCAAAACUGUACAGGAAAAUCAUCUUCCAAAUACCAAACACAGAAUGCUGCAGGAUUUUGAACAAAUGGUAGGAGUGCAAGAAAAUAAACUUUCACUUCAAUGUUCCUGUGAACAGCAUGUGGAUCAAGACCUUGGAGCCAAAGAAAAGGAAACUUUGUUGUAGCAGACAGCUUGGCUGUUCAGUAAAUAACAUACAAGUAAUAAUGUAGAUGUUUAUGGUUUUUAUCCUGUUUAGGGCAAUACUUAAUUAUGGUUACAAAGUAGAAUGCAAAUGUUAUCUGCUGAGUUUUAAAAAUACAGUUGGGAAUACAGAAUGUUAAGGAAGAGAAGACAAGGGUAAAUUGGUUGUAGUGCCCUUAUAAAGUGAGAAAUUGAGAAAUACAGAAUGUUGUUGGGGGGCAAAGACAUUACUUUCAGGGUAGCCUUGUAACUGUCCUAAAGAGGGAAAGAGGUAAGGGAAAAGAGCAUGAAGUCAGCAAGAAAUGCCUAAUGAUCUUGAUUUCAGAUGGGAUGUCUCAAAAAGAAAAAAGAGUAACUGGUGUAUUUUAACAUGGGCUAGAGAUUUUUCAGAGACCCUGGGACUGAAUUAGUAGAGUUUUCAAAACUUUUCAAAACCUGAGUUAGUUAUGAACCCCAGGAAAAUAUUAAUAAAAAUUCAAAAACAAUACAUACAUUAACUGUGAAUAAUAAUCAUGUAAGUCAGUUAUAAUUAUAUAAAUAUUGAAUGUUGCUUUAACAUGAAGUGAUUGUAUAACAUUGAAAGGAUGAGAAAGAACAGACAAAUGUGUGUGUGAUGAUGGAAGGUCAGACCUAAUACAGAAAAGUCAAAGCAGUACAGAUGUAUUUUUUUAAAUAAAGUAAAUAAAAAACAGCUAAGAAUUAAAAAGUCUUGAGAAAGGAAAUCAAGGGUAAGUAGAGAAAAGCAAAGGCUUGCUGUUUUUCACUGGCAGUCUAAUGGUAUUAUUUGAUUAUCUUUGGACAUACGUAUUUGCUUUCCUUUCACUAAAAACUGAUUUAAAUAAAUUUCAUUUUUAAAAGUUCUCCAGGGCGGUGCCUGUAGCUCAAAGGAGUAAGGCACCAGCCCAAUAUGCCGGAGGUGGCGGGUUUAAACCCAGCCACAGCCAAAAACCACAAAAAAAAAAAAAAAAAAAUCUCCAGAUAAUUCAAAUGUGUACCACUGGUUAGGAGCCACCAGAGUAGAAUGGGAUUGAGUUCCUAAAUCAAGCAGAUCUGUGUUAAAGUAAAAACUGUAUUCUGUGGCUUUAGGUUGAGUCCAUUCAACAGUUCAAUUACCCCAUUGUGAUUCUGAAAAUUGGAAAUGUGCUUGCUUCAGUGUUUGUUAUGUACACAAUAAGCAGUAUUUGUUGUAACAGAAUAACCACAUUAAAAUGUGAUUGAAAUGUAAAACACACAUAUGGAAAGCCUGCUUUUCCAGAGGUUUGCAGUCAGAAAGGAGACAAGUAGAGUACUGACUUGUCAGAGGAUGGGGAAGGAGCCUCCAGGAUCAUUUUAGGUGAGACAUUUGAGUAGAAAGGGGUCAUUAUUCCCAAAAGUAAAGAAUUAAACUAGUUGCAGUGUUCUGUAAUAUAUUUCACUCAUUGAGUCCAGCAAACAAUAUUUAGCGGUUUUAAUAUAAGCAUCCAGCUCCGGCCAGCAUCGUGUAUUAUUUGAGGUAAUUAUUCUUUAUGUUCUUGGUCCCUUCCCUCCAGCCAAAUUCUACUUAGCACAUCUCUUCUCUCUGCCUCCUCUGCCCUUUGUCUGCCUAUAAAUGUUCUACUUUUGUUUUAAGACUGAGCUUAGAUGGCAAUUUUUCCAUUAAAUUUAUCCCACAUUU